UCCAGGGCUCGGGGAAAAAAAUCGAAGCGAGGAGGAUCUGGUAACGGUACGCUUUGAGAAAUAUCAUCCAUCCGAGUCGCUAUCGAAGGGCUCGGCAGGAAUUUACAGUUCAUUUAAAAAGGUUAAAGGUCACAGAGCAGGGUUGUGGUUGUCGUCAUGGCGUCUGGAAGUACGAGCAGCGAGGAGGAGCGCAGCCUGAGGGAGUGUGAGCAGUACGUGCAGAAACACAACAUUCAACAGCUGCUGAAGGACUGCAUUGUCCAGCUGUGCACCUCCAGGCCGGACAGGCCCAUGGCCUUCCUCAGGGAGUACUUCGAGAGGCUGGAGAAGGAGGAGGCCAAGCAGAACCAGCAGAAUGCCGGCAGCUCCCGCUCAGACUCGCGUGAUGAGGAGGUGUCUCCACCCAUGAACCCCGUGGUCAAGGGUCGCCGGCGGAGAGGAGCCUUCAGCGCCGAGGUCUACACGGAGGAGGACGCCGCCUCGUAUGUCCGAAAGGUCAUUCCAAAAGACUACAAGACGAUGGCAGCCUUGGCCAAAGCCAUCGAAAAGAACGUGCUCUUCUCACACCUGGACGACAAUGAGAGGAGUGACAUCUUUGAUGCGAUGUUUCCAGUCACCUACAUCGCCGGGGAAACAGUUAUUUUGCAGGGUGACGAAGGUGACAAUUUCUAUGUCAUCGACCAAGGGGAGAUGGAUGUGUAUGUGAACAACGAAUGGGUGACCAGCAUCGGGGAGGGAGGCAGCUUCGGCGAGCUGGCCCUGAUAUACGGCACCCCGAGGGCGGCCACGGUUAGAGCCAAGACCAAUGUGAAGCUGUGGGGCAUCGACAGGGAUAGCUACAGGAGAAUACUUAUGGGAAGCACUUUGAGAAAGAGGAAGAUGUACGAGGAAUUCCUCAGGAAAGUGUCCAUUUUAGAGUCUCUUGACAAAUGGGAGCGCCUGACAGUCGCUGACGCUCUGGAGCCCGUCCAGUUUGAGGACGGACAGAAGAUUGUUGUGCAGGGAGAGCCGGGAGAUGAAUUCUUCAUCAUCCUAGAGGGCUCUGCAGCGGUGUUGCAGCGUCGCUCAGAGCACGAGGAGUUUGUGGAGGUGGGGCGAUUAGGACCCUCUGACUACUUUGGGGAGAUCGCGCUGCUGAUGAACCGCCCCCGCGCCGCCACGGUGGUCGCCCGCGGCCCCCUGAAGUGCGUGAAGCUGGACCGGCCUCGCUUCGAGCGCGUCCUGGGUCCCUGUUCAGACAUUCUCAAACGUAACAUCCAACAGUACAACAGCUUCGUCUCGCUGUCCGUCUGAAGGGGGGGCGUGUCUCUCUCCCCACCCCCACCCCAACCCCCCUCCCCCUCCUUCCACCAUCUCCCUCCUUUCUCCUUUUUAUUCCCCGGGUCCACCAAUGCGAUUUGCUUUUCUUUCCUUCUUCUGUUCCGUUUGCUUUCCUCCCUUUUCUUUUUCUUCUGAUUUUGUGUGUGUUUGUUUCACACACAAAAGAUAUUUAAGUCGUCGCCACGCGUCCCACUGAGGUGACUUUCAGCCAUUCACCAGCGCUUGUUACCAGCUGCUGUACCCGCUACCCUGUAUGCACAGUCACAUCCCACGUUACUACCUAUGUUCUCAACGUACUCGCUGGUUACGCUUUUCUUUUUUCUUAGACUCAAAAACGCAAAAGCAGGAUUUGUGAAGGAGAUCUGGAAGACUUUAGGUUCUCAGACGGAUGAGACGGGACAAUCAAACUUUACACGCCGCUUUUUGGUGAAUUUGUUGCAGAUGUAUGUCGAAAAGGGUCAAAGAAAAGAAAAAAGAUUUCUUCUUCUUACCCGUUAAAGAGUUUUCUUUUUGACUCUGGUCAGUCUGAUUAGAUCAGAACCUAGAAACUGUCCAAAAAACAACAAAAAGAAUAGGAUCACUUUACAUUUUAUCAGAUGUUGUUAAGGUUUUAGCGAUAUGACCGAUGUGCUACUUUCGUUGUUUUUUUUUGGUGCUGUGAGACGGCGACGAGUCCGUUUCUCUUAGUCGGAGAGAGCUCGUACAACUCGCGGUUAUUUUAUUGUGCCAAAUGUUUAUUAUGGUCACAACAGCAAACGAUGCAUUGCCGCGAAAGUGCAAAUUUGGAGCUCCAAACAGGAAGUAGUUAUUACCCAUAGUGUCCUCCUUAAUCUGUGGAACGACCAUACGAGAACUGCCUUGACUAGGAGAGAAAAGAAAGGGAAAUAAAAACACACACAAGAGUAUUAAGUGUAUUUCAGUAUUCAAUUAUUUUUAGUAUAUACCAAAUAACUUGGUUACUAUGGUUUGUAAUCAAAAUGUUAUCAUAGUAUAGUUAAAAAUGAUCAUAGUUCUAUUACCAUCAUUGAUUAAAUGAUAAACUUAUGGUUUGGAGUGAUGGUAAGCUUAAAAAGAAAUAAAAAUAGGUUUAACUGUCUUUUGUAAACACUUAUUUUUCCAUAAAUUCUAUUUUAGGUGUCCAGUGCCACAAAGUAAAAUAAAUGCUCCUUCUUGUCAGCUGACAAACGACAGUAUGUAAAUCAUAUUGUGUCUAAACGUCACGGGGUUCAAACUUUUUAAAGAAUAGAUCAAAAUGGUUUAUUGAAGUGAAGUCUUUGGGGGGGGAAAGCAACGAAGGUUUAUGGAUUUCGGGACACCUGAAGUAUUUAUGUAUUAAAGCGUCGCAGGUGAGCGGAUAUGUAUUUAAAACUAGUGUCAUUGCUUAUUGCCUGUUUGAAAAGGUGGCUGUCUUUUCAUCAGAUUAGCUUGUGAUCUGUUCUCUACGCUUACUUGGCAUGAUGUUUUAGGCAUCCAGUGAUCCGGUAUGAAUGGAAGCGUGUAUUUAGAAGAAGAAGAAAAGAAAAAACGAGAAAAAAAAACCUGCAGUCGUGUGCAGAAGCAGGAACUUUGUCAAAUAUUUUGUUUGUUUCUCCCUCGCUUAACUGCUUCAUGACUAUUUAGAUGGCAUACAAUGUUUAAAUCUGUGUGUGUGUGUGUGUGUGUGUAUAUGUGUGUUUUCCUUUUUUUCUUUUUUAAAGAUCUUUACCAAAUCACAAAAUGUUGACUUUUGGAUUAUAGGCUUAACUCUUCAUUCCUGCCUCACUUGUCUGUUACCAGAAAGGACAUGGAACCAGUGGUGUGUCGGUCCCGGGCUCAUCCGGAGCACCGGGAUGCGGCUUGGAAUUGAGAUGUUUGUCUGUACGUCUGAAAAAAGAUUAGAUUUUUUUUUUUGGUGCCGAGUUUUGAAGGGGAGCCAGGUUUAGUGAGAAGACGUGAGUAAUAUGUUUCUUUACAGUUAAAACUGAUCAUCUUUCAUAUUUGAUCCUUAUCCUGACUCCGUUAGGCUUCACUCAACCUUUUAUCGAAAUAUUAUUGUUUUUGUGUAAAUAGCAGCAUCAUUUUGGGUUUUUAUUUCUCAAACGUUUAGCCACACUGCAAUUGUCCCGGUUUGCCUUAGCUUACCUAACCCGGGCUUACGGUAGUCGUCAAUCACCUCCUGCUAGCCCGAUCUUCAGUGAGUUUGUUAGGUCUGCAGCGCUGAGAGCUGCAGGCGAUCAGAGGACCAUUCUUUUUCUAUUCUACCCUGUGUUCAGUUUGAUCUCCUGUAUGUGCAAAGAUGUUUAUCCUUUUGGUAUAGAUUGUUCCAGAUGGCAGUUUAAGCAAUAAAAAAGUUUAAAAAGAUUUA
Molecule: messenger RNA, 3664 nt
Organism: Pseudoliparis swirei
Lineage: Eukaryota; Metazoa; Chordata; Actinopteri; Perciformes; Liparidae
Product: cAMP-dependent protein kinase type I-alpha regulatory subunit
Exons: 11
Coding region: 157-1293 (378 amino acids)
Biological process (GO): regulation of protein phosphorylation
Cellular component (GO): cAMP-dependent protein kinase complex
Molecular function (GO): cAMP-dependent protein kinase regulator activity
Source: RefSeq, a predicted model, not a curated record